Molecule: messenger RNA, 3617 nt
Organism: Octodon degus (degu)
Lineage: Eukaryota; Metazoa; Chordata; Mammalia; Rodentia; Octodontidae
Gene: Mgll
Product: monoglyceride lipase
Exons: 8
Coding region: 588-1529 (313 amino acids)
Cellular component (GO): membrane
Molecular function (GO): lipase activity
Source: RefSeq, a predicted model, not a curated record
GUGUGUGAGCGCCCCCUGCGGCUCCUUCGCGCCAGCACUGACCAACUUGUCCCCUCCAACUCCGUGUUCCCCACCUGGGUGCGGUGACCCCGGGGCGGCGAAGUACCCAGUCCCGGGGCGUUCCGAAGACAGCACCGGGCCCCGUGCACCGUGCAGUCGGAGGCGCGCGUGCGCGCGCGCGCGCAGCAAAGUUUGUCCUGAGCCCCGCGGGGACACGGCCUGGGGGACCCGCGCUCGCACCGCGAGGCGCCCCGGGGUGCGCGGAGCCCGACCCGGCUUCCCUGACGUGGGUGCCGGCACAGCCCCACCUCCCAGCUCCCCGGCGAUUUGUUUGGGGAAAGUGAUGACAGGAACUAGUGGCAGGGAGUCGGUGCCCGGUGUCCGCCCCGGCAGGGAGGGGAGUUCACGGGGCUGUUGGUGAGCGCGGCACAUACUCGAGCCCCGAAGCCGGGAACUGGGGCGCCAGGCGCCGGGCGGGGCGCGGGGCGCAGGAGCUGCUGUGACCGCCGCAAUGAGGGAGCAGCCCUUAUUUGCCUGGCUGUGAUCCUCGAGGCUUGGCGGUUGUGGAAUGCAAAAGCCAGGACGUAAUGGAAGCAGGACCUGAAGACCCUUCCAGGAUGCCCGAGGAAGGUUCCCCAAAGCGGAAUCCACAGAACAAUCCGGACCCAGACUUCCCUCACCUGGUCAACAUGGAUGGGCAGUGCCUCUACUGCCGGUACUGGAAGCCCAGCGGGACUCCCAAGGCUCUGGUCUUCGUGUCACAUGGCGCUGGGGAGCACUGUGGCCGCUAUGAUGACCUGGCUCAGAUGCUGGUGGGGCUGGACCUGCUGGCAUUUGCCCACGACCAUGUUGGCCAUGGUCGGAGCGAUGGAGAGCGGUUGGUGGUGUACGACUUCCAGGUCUAUGUCAGGGACGUGCUGCACCAUGUGGACACCAUGCAGAAGGACUACCCCGGACUACCUGUCUUCCUGCUGGGCCACUCCAUGGGCGGAGCCAUCAGCAUUCUUGCGGCUGCAGAGAGGCCCAGUCACUUCGCCGGCAUGGCCCUCAUUUCACCUCUGGUUCUCCCCAGUCCGGAAUCUGCAACCACUUUCAAGAUCUUUGCCGCAAAAGUGCUCAACCUGAUCAUGCCCAACCUGUCCCUGGGAGCAAUUGACUCCAGCUUACUCUCUCGGAACAAGGAGGAGGUCGAGAUUUACAACACAGACCCACUUGUUUACCAUGGAGGGCUAAAAGUGUCCUUCGGCAUCCAGCUGCUGAACGCUGUGGCUCGGAUAGAGCGGGGGAUGCACAAGCUGAUGCUGCCAUUCCUGCUGCUUCAGGGCUCGGAAGACUACCUGUGUGACAGCAAAGGGGCCUAUCUGCUCAUGGAUGGGGCCAAGAGCCAGGACAAGACUCUCAAGAUUUACGAAGGCGCUUACCAUGUGCUUCACAAGGAGCUGCCCGAAGUGACCAACUCUGUCUUCCAUGAGAUAAACAUGUGGUUCUCUCAAAGGACACCCGAGGUGGGAGGCAGAUGUCCACCCUGAGCCAGGGGCUAGGUGCCCCUCACUCCUGGGGCCCUGGGAGGUGGGCAGAGGAGGGCAGAGCCAAACAGGAAAUCAGGAACCAGAGGAAUCCCCAACACAAUGUACUUUAAACAAAAAAGAGACAUAUUUGUCAUAUAUAUUGCUAACAGCCACUGGAUCUGCUCUUAGGGGUGGACACUUUGACACUUUAUGCAGGAGAAAGAGGAGAAGGAGAGAGAGAAGAGAGGGAAAAGGAGAGAGAGGGUGACAGACGAGCAUUUCUCCACAGAGGGACCAUGGUGCAAUGUCCCUUAAAAUGCACACAGCCUCAGCCCACCUCUGCCAGCCACACAGGUGUCCCAGGCUCUAUACCUGGGAUGCCAGCCUGCAAUAACUAGAGGAGCCCCUGCCUGCCCCCACCAAACUCUGCCCUAGUUCCCCCUCUGACCAGCUGUAGCCCUGUGGCCUUGCUCUGGCAGGUAACAAGGUGGCCUGUGUUCCCACUGAGGUUGCCCAUGACCCCAUCAGCCACAGUGUGGCCACAGCCAAGGCUGCAGGGAUCACUUGCCAAUAGGCAAGCACUGGACAGGGCCCUUCCUUUCACCCCAGGGCUAGGCCUGUCUUAAGGCAGCCUUGGCAAGGCCGCUGCUUUCUGGUGCUGCGAGAUGAGAGGGGAUCAGGAGAGACUGACACCUGUGAGCAUCCCCACCCGGUCCCAGGUGCUUGGCACAUGGGACUCAGGGCUGCUGGAAGGGCCCUGGAGCUGAGCUGCACCCCAGAGAGGGUGGAGGAACCCUGGUCCACCCAGCCUUCCCUUCCCCUAGGCAACCAGCGCCUCCUGGAGUCACAGUACUGGACCCACAGCUACCUCUGGUGGCAGCAGGAGGGAACCAGCUACCCAGUCAGGGCAGAGACCAGCGAGCCACCCUUCCAGGAUAAGGCCCAAGCCCGGCCACCCUCUCAGGUGCCAACCCCAGUCUGGCCCUGCCCUGGCCUCACUUAGUGCCAGCAAUAAGGGGACCUGGCCCACCUGCCCUGGGCGCCUUCACCUCGUGAGUCCCCUGUGAGGCUGCUGGGACUCACAGGGUUCAUCCCUGUCCCUGGGGCCCCGAUCAGGUCUCCCUGCUGCAGGCAGUGAUGGCGGUCAGCCGCCGAGGCUUUGGGUGUGCCCUGUCCUGGGAGGGUCAGUCUGUUCAUGAACCCCAGCUGCCAGCAGCCUACUGACAGUUUCUGCUGUCUGUAACCUAGCAGGCGCCCUGGGCUCUGGUCUGUGACUCACCCAGAACUCACUGUCCCCAGUACUGGGCACUGUGGCCUCUCCCAGAGGCUUAUGAUGACAGUGUCCUUUCCAAAGGAACAUGGCUGCGUGACUCGACCACGGUCCCCUAAGAUGCAUGGAUUUGCUCAUGUGGGCCUUGGUCCAGACACACGGUCAGCUCUUACAUGACUGAAUACAGAACCAUUUGGGAGACAGGUGUGUAAGUGGGACUGUCUUGCAAAAUCUGGAGGAGAGGGCAGGGAACGUGGAUGUCCACCUCCAUGGCUGACUCAGGCACCACCUGAUGUCCCCCACCAAGCCCCCCAGAGCACAGCAUCUCAUCUUUGUCUUCAGGAGACUGGGUGGCCCUGAUCAUCUUGGGGAGCAAGGAAGGUCAGGUGACCAGGCAGAGGAGGACAGAGUGAGGAGAGGCAGUAGGGCCCUGGCGGGAUUCUGGGCCCUGGCGCCAGUGUAGACGCCGCUCUUUUUGUACAGCGCAGAGGCCAUGUGUGUCCUCUUUGAAAACGGGUUCCAGCUCUGACAAUCUUUUUAGGAAAAGAGGCCUCCUGCAGGGAGUGGGAGGUCCCAGCACCCACAUCGCAGGGCCUCGGCACCACAGGCCCCAGGGUAUGCCACAUCUGUCCAGCUCACAUGUCCUUUCUUUCUCUCGCCCAUUGUUAACAAGAACCUACUAAGAUCACAAAGAUUUUCCGAGCAAGUCACCAGUCUUGUAUCACCACAGCUUGGCAUGUAUACUGCGUGGGAAAUGCGUGUAUCAGCUUAGAACUAUUAAAGGAGUUCAUGUAUGCCACAGCUAAUCCUAAUAAACCACAUGUUUUCAGUGUGCUGGC